Messenger RNA from Elaeis guineensis (African oil palm), 1832 nucleotides. RefSeq names its product FBD-associated F-box protein At5g60610-like. Lineage: Eukaryota; Viridiplantae; Streptophyta; Magnoliopsida; Arecales; Arecaceae. Gene Ontology annotation, molecular function: protein binding. The record is from RefSeq and is a predicted model, not a curated record.
ACCCAAGACGCCACCAAAACCCUAAUCUCAUACCUCCUCUAUUCUUCUCUCCUCCACCCCACUCCGUCUCUCUCUAGCUCGCGCGCGCUCUCUCUCUGUGGUGUAUUAAGAAGAGAUUCGCCUUCUUCCUUCAUGGCAAAGCCCGGCGGCAACGCCCAAGUCGACCGCAUCAGCGACCUUUCCGACGAUAUCCUCAUCGACAUCCUUUCCUUCCUCCCUACCAACCAAGCGUUCCAGGCCAGCAUCCUCUCUAGAAGAUGGAGGUAUCUCCCUCUCGCCAUCCCCACUUUAGAGUUCGAUGAGAGGAAUUCGCUGAUCGAAAAGUUCAAUGAUUGGACAAUGGAAGACCGUUACGAUGUCGCCAGUAUCAUCAAUCUCGUACUGCUUAGCCGGAGAGGUGCCGCCAUACGUACUCUCCGGCUGUUCCUCGCGUGGUACUUGUUCGACAGUAGAGGAUCGGCAAUGGUUGACCGGUGGAUAGGCUUUGCCAUGUGCCACAACGUUGAAGAGCUCCACAUAGACAUCACCCGAUGCGAAUACAACUUGUGCUAUUGCCCUCAUAGUCAUCACAUUUGUCGGGAUGGGGGCUAUAUCGAUUUCUAUAUCUCGCCUCGAAGUCUCUUUACCUAUGGUUCUCUACGGGUCUUGCACUUGACCGGUUGCCAGCUCCAUCUCGCAAGUGUGGUAAAUUUUGGAUGCCUAGAAACGCUGUCGUUGAGUAAGGUAAUUGCACCUGAAGAAACCCUGCAGCACUUGAUUUAUUGUUGCCCGAACAUCAAGAACUUGAGUCUGGAGGGUUGUACAUUGUUGAAGAUCAUAACAAUUUCUAACCCGCAUCUCAGAAGCUUCAUAUUAAGGUGUUGUCAUGAUCUUGAGAAGGUCAGGAUCCAUGCUCCAGUCCUGCGGGAAUUGGAGUACAAGGGGGAGGUGGGAAUGCUGGAAAAGUCCCGCUUCUCAGUCACUGACUCCACAGACCUGGCCUCUCUCAAUCUCGAUUUCUGCCGUGCACUUGACAGUGAUGAUGAAUUUGCCAGGUUGAGGGAAUUUGUUGGGAAAUUUCUUUGUUUGAAGGUUUUAAGUUUGUCCUCCAAGCAUAUAAUGGGAUUAGCAAGGACUAAGGAUUUAUUUGCAAGCGUACCUUUUCCAUUUUAUGAACUCAAGCGGAUGGAGCUAAAAGGAACGGCAAAUGAUAUUACGGCGAUCGGUGCAGUAGUCACUUUGCUGAAGAGCACCCCUAGUCUAGAAGUUCUAUCACUGCUGUUCAUGCCUUCAACAUACAACGAGCAGAAUCAGUGGGAGCAUGAUGAUGAGGAGAUUGGACAUCCGAAUUUGCAGAAUGUCAUUAAAGAUGAAGAGGAAUUUGGACAUCUGAAUUUGCAAAACAUUACAACUGAGUGCUUGCAGUACCGAUUGAAAAGAAUCAAUAUCGUACAUUUUAAAGGUCAUAUGGUGCAAAGAAUGUUGGUGAAAUUUUUACUUGGCAAUGCCAUGGCCUUGGAGAAAAUGUUUGUUGCAGGGGGCAUGGCAUCUAUCUCACACCAUCUGAAGGUGAUGGAAGAGUUACUAAGCUGGCGAGCUAAUCCCCUAACCGAAAUAUUAUAUUGCUAGAAGAAUAUCGAUAAGCAUGGAACAUUGAUCACGCAUGAAGCUGUUCAUCAAUUAUCUAUUAGAGGUACUACAGGUGUCCUGCUUUUUGGAGCAACUACUGGUGCCCUGCUUGUUCGAGGCUUCUUUUAUUAUUAUAGCAACUACUCGUGCCCUCUUUGUACGAGGCUUCUUUUACCGUCGUAGCAAGGAAAACAUGCCUCAAGGCAUUAACUAAAAUACAUACU